This is a messenger RNA of Bufo gargarizans (Asiatic toad), 2314 nucleotides long. RefSeq names its product glycerol-3-phosphate dehydrogenase 1 like (gene GPD1L). Gene Ontology annotation, molecular function: NAD binding; protein homodimerization activity; glycerol-3-phosphate dehydrogenase [NAD(P)+] activity. Lineage: Eukaryota; Metazoa; Chordata; Amphibia; Anura; Bufonidae. Gene Ontology annotation, cellular component: cytosol; glycerol-3-phosphate dehydrogenase (FAD) complex. The record is from RefSeq and is a predicted model, not a curated record. Bases 92 to 1144 code for a protein of 350 amino acids. The transcript has 8 exons. Gene Ontology annotation, biological process: glycerol-3-phosphate catabolic process; carbohydrate metabolic process.
CGGCUGCGGUGACACGUGACACAGGACUGGCCUGCUGCAGCUACUCAGCAAAACAGCAACAGGACACGGAGAUAACAACAAGGGAGAAGCCAUGGCCGGUCCCCUCCGAGUGUGCAUCGUGGGCUCCGGGAACUGGGGCUCUGCUGUUGCAAAAAUUAUUGGAAGCAAUGUUGAAAAACUGGACAAAUUUGCACCCACGGUCAACAUGUGGGUGUUUGAAGAGAUGAUUAAUGGAAGGAAGCUGACAGACAUCAUCAACACUGAUCAUGAGAAUGUGAAAUAUCUCCCUGGUCAUAAACUACCUAAGAACGUGGUUGCUGUUCCAAACCUGAGUGAUGCAGUGAAAGAUGCAGACCUCCUGGUGUUUGUCAUUCCUCACCAGUUCAUACACAAAAUCUGCCAGGAAAUCUCCGGGAAAGUCCACUCGAAAGCCCUUGGGAUAACACUCAUCAAGGGCAUAGAUGAAGGGCCCGAGGGGCUGAAGUUGAUUUCUGACAUUAUUCGGGAGAAAAUGGGCAUUGAUAUCAGUGUGCUGAUGGGAGCCAACAUUGCGAAUGAAGUGGCAGCAGAAAAGUUCUGUGAGACAACCAUAGGAAGUAAAGUAAUUGAAAACGGACUUCUGUUCAAGGAACUUUUACAAACCCCAAAUUUCCGUAUUAAUGUAGUGGAGGAUGCUGAUACUGUGGAACUGUGUGGUGCCUUAAAGAACAUUGUGGCUGUGGCUGCCGGCUUUUGUGAUGGUCUCAAGUGUGGCGAUAACACUAAAGCUGCCGUUAUCCGUCUUGGCCUCAUGGAAAUGAUUGCAUUUGCAAAGAUCUUCUGUAAAGGUCAAGUUUCCACCUCUACAUUUUUGGAGAGCUGUGGAGUUGCCGAUCUCAUUACCACUUGCUAUGGCGGGCGUAAUAGAAAAGUGGCCGAGGCAUUUGUUAACACUGGCAAGAGUAUAGAGGAACUUGAAAAGGAGAUGCUGAAUGGACAGAAGCUACAAGGACCUCAGACCUCUGCAGAAGUGUACCGUAUCCUGCAGCAGAAAGGCAUGGUAGACAAAUUUCCACUUUUUGCUGCUGUGAACCAAAUCUGCUAUGAUGGGAAACCUGUGGAAGACGUCAUUUCCUGCCUGCAGAGCCAUCCUGAGCAUUUGUAGUAUUUUUCUUUCUAAUACAUAUUUUUUAUGCUGCAAAACUCUGGAGCCCAGUCUCCACUAACGCACAACCGUUAAAGUAUGUAAAAUCUAUCAAUUGUAAAAUCACUGCGACAUCUUGUUGGCACUGAAGAACUGUUGUUUGCACAGAUCAUGAAAAAGAAUUGUCCGUAAGGUAUGUUCACAGGGGGUGAAUUUCCAUUGUAGAGAAUUUCCGCUUACACAUCAGUGCUGUAGAAACAGCCCCAGCACCAAGGUGCACGGUAUAGGUAAGUACACACCUAGCAGUUCUGCUGCAACAAAACUGCAAAGUGUGGCCUAACGCUACGGGUCCAUUCACACGUCCGUAUGUGUAUUGCGGUCCACAAAACGCGGACCGCACAUCGGCGGCACUUUCAUAGAAAAUGCCUUUUCUUGUCCGCAAUUGCGGAUAACAAUCAGACAUGUUCUAUUUUUUUGCGGAUGCGGACAGCACAUUCCGGCCCCAUUGAAAAUGAAUGGGUCUGCACCUGUUCGUCAAAAUUGCAGAACGGAUGCGAACCCAUUUUGUGGACGUGGGAAUGGACCCUUAGGAUUUCUGCUGCCUUCCUACAAUGAGUUUGCCACAUGUAAACAUAUCCUUGAAGGGGUUGUGCAGCUCCUGCACCAUGUUGUACCUUUCAAAAAAAACUGAUCCCUGCCCCCUGCCACUCGAUUUCCAACUCCUUUCAGUGGUCUACUGGUCCCCAUCCUGAAAACUUUCAGACGGUUGGGAUGACGUGCGCUGCUGCAGCGAGUGCUUGGCCUUAGCAGUAAUGUGCCCGCACGUGGCACUGUUGAGACCAGUCACUGGCUGCAGCAGCGCACAUUGGACGUUGACCAUCAGACCGCAAAUGGCAGUCAGAACAGAGUGUUUAGAGUGCGAGUGUCAACAGAACAAAAAAUAAUAAUAAAAAGUCCCCAAAGUUUGACAACCUUUUUAACAAAAUCAUGUAUUAGGUGAAUGGGAAUAGAUGAAAGGGAAGCCAAUCAUUUUGGAGCACAUGUACGAUAUACGACCUUGUCAUAGUUGUAGAUGAAAAUUCAUUCUUUUACCCGAAAAUAUAUAUCACUUACUGAAACUGCUUGUUGUCUCUAUAAAAAGUGUGUGUAUGUGUGUAUAUAUAUAUAUAUAUAUAUAUAUAUAUACCCACA